GUGACACCCAAAUGACGAUGAUACGAAGAAGAAAUAUGUGAUAGACACUCCACACGUACAUACAGAGGGGGGAGAGAAGAGACAGAGAGAGACCUGCUUCUGUUGUAGAACACCUUACCUAUCUUCUCUCUUCCUCUCGAGGUGAGUGAUUGGGGAGAUUGAGUAGCGAACCAAAAUGGAGAAAGCUCUGACGAAAGUGGGGAGCCUAAAAGCAGGUACAUUCUGGGUUUCCAAGAAAGCCAAAGAAGAGAUCUCCAACAUCUCCCAAGACCUCUCGACUUUGUCGAACACUGUUGAAGAGAAGGCCAAAUGGAUAUUCAACAAGCUGAAAGGCAAGCCAGCGAAAGCCUUGCCAGAUCUCCUUCGAGAGUACAACCUUCCUCCUGGCCUCUUCCCCCACAACAUAACCUGUUAUGAGUUUGAUGAGUCAAAGAGCAAGCUCAUUGUGUACAUGCCCUCUGUCUGUGAGGUCUGCUUCAAGGACUCAUCUGUUGUGAGGUACGCCACUCGUGUCAAAGGCACAUUGUCACGAGGCAAGCUCGUGGGAAUAGAAGGAAUGAAGACGAAGGUGCUGGUAUGGGUUAAAGUCACCGGUGUGGCUGUGGAGAGCUACAAAUCUGACAAAGUGUGGUUCACUGCUGGCGUGAAGAAAUCGAGGCCCAAAGAUGCUUAUGAAAUGCCUCGCGGUGCCACAAAAGUAGAAGAAUUUUGAGCUUAUAAGAAUUGAAAAUGGCUUCAAGUCGUGUUACUCUGGGUUAUGUUUCAUAAUUGCUCUGUGCAUGACAUUAUUCUUUGGUGCAUUCCUCAGUUGCCUAUGUUAAUAGUUUUCGCAUUUAAGGUCAGUUGACAUGGACCAUAAAAUCAGGUAUCAUUUAGUAAUGUUUUUAGGUUUUGUUUUGUUGGGAUGAUUUCUUUUUUUCCUUAAUUAUUUAUGUUAACAACUUUAUUUACUCUUAUCAAUUCGUGG
Ilex paraguariensis (yerba mate) is the source of this 967-nucleotide messenger RNA. Lineage: Eukaryota; Viridiplantae; Streptophyta; Magnoliopsida; Aquifoliales; Aquifoliaceae. The record is from the annotation of a GenBank genome assembly.